AUGUCUCAAAUAUUACCUUUCACAGAAGCUAAUUCAAAAAGAGUAGCCUCAUUAUUUAGAAGAGCAUUAAGAACAGCAUAUGAUCAUUCUAUGAAAUUUGAAGCUUAUAGAAAUACAACAAUAGCAGUUAGACAACAAUUUGAAGCAAAUAAACAUAUUUCAGAUCCAACAGAAUUAGAAAUUGCAAUUAAAAAAACUGAAGAAAAAUUAGCAGAAUGGAAACAUCCAGAUCCUUAUAUUCCUCCAAGUAGACCAGGUGGUACUAAAUUCGAAAGAAAUAUUCCAGUAAAGGGAAAAGUUAUAGAAGAAGAUUGGUAA
Insectozyma verbasci is the source of this 318-nucleotide messenger RNA. The record is from the annotation of a GenBank genome assembly. Lineage: Eukaryota; Fungi; Ascomycota; Pichiomycetes; Serinales; Debaryomycetaceae.